Messenger RNA from Symphalangus syndactylus (siamang), 1026 nucleotides. Its product is annotated as small ribosomal subunit protein eS28-like. Gene Ontology annotation, molecular function: structural constituent of ribosome. The record is from RefSeq and is a predicted model, not a curated record. Gene Ontology annotation, biological process: maturation of SSU-rRNA; translation; ribosomal small subunit assembly. Gene Ontology annotation, cellular component: cytosolic small ribosomal subunit; ribosome. NCBI's taxonomy places the organism in Eukaryota, Metazoa, Chordata, Mammalia, Primates, Hylobatidae.
AUAUUUUUGAAUUUUAAAAAGACAUAGAAACCCAUAAUUCAUCAGUCCAUUUAGUCUCAUGUGAUUAAUUUUUGUCCUGCUUGAUGUUGAGUUAGCAAUUUGGUGAGUCUAGUUUUUCUCUUAGAGUUCUAGAAAUUCUUACCCAGCCAAAUGGUAUGAUCUUAAAAUGAUCAGAAAUCGGUACUUGUCAGAGUCUUUUCCAUCUGUGGUGUCCUGAUACAGAGAUGUUGUCCACAAUUCCUAGCUCAUAGUUCCCAGAACCGUUGUUACAGUCUUUUGUUAUGAUGCUGGGUGCUUUGGGUCUCAGGAGACAGAAUAUCUCUGACCUUCUCUUUCAUUUGCCCAAGGCAGGACUCUAAUCUGAUUGUGGAUCAAAAGACCCUCAUUCCAGAAAGGGUCCUUCCCCGUACUCUGGAGGAAGGAUGUGGACAGGGCUUGCUAGGUUUAGAUCAGACUUUAUUUUUAUCCAAUCAUGUUUUGACACAGUUGUCCAUGCUUCUAUCAUGGACAACCAAUAAAGUAUAGAAGGCCCACAGGACAGGGUUUGGGGGGCAUCCAGAGAGCUGAACAUGUGGAGGCUGAGAGAAAGGUGAAGAAAAACUCAUCCACAGGCUGGGAGGGUGUUGCAUCCCAACUCCAUGAGGACAGAAGCUCCUGCGCUUAGGACCCUUCCAGACCUCACCCUAUGCGUCUCUUCAUCUGGCUGUUGAUUUGUAUCCUUCAAAAUACCCUUCUUAAUAAACCGGCAAACAUAAGUGUUAUCUUCACCCAACUGCCACCGCACUGCCAUCAUGGACACCAGCCACGUGCAGCCUAUCAAGCUGGCCAGGGUCACCAAUGUUCUGGGCAGAACUGGCUCUAAGGGACAGUGCUCACAGGUGUGCAUGGAAUUUAUGGAGGAUACGAGCUGCUCCAUCAUCCACAAUGUAAAAGGCACCGUGUGUGAGGGCGAUGUGCUCACCCUGUUGGAAUCAGAGCCAGAGGUCAGGAGGUUGCACUGAGCUUGGCUGCUCGCUGGGUCUUGGA